Messenger RNA from Cornus florida, 1037 nucleotides. Its product is annotated as UMP-CMP kinase 3-like. NCBI's taxonomy places the organism in Eukaryota, Viridiplantae, Streptophyta, Magnoliopsida, Cornales, Cornaceae. Gene Ontology annotation, biological process: UDP biosynthetic process; CDP biosynthetic process; 'de novo' pyrimidine nucleobase biosynthetic process. Gene Ontology annotation, cellular component: cytoplasm; nucleus. The coding region runs from base 163 to 795 and encodes 210 amino acids. The record is from RefSeq and is a predicted model, not a curated record. The transcript is spliced from 10 exons. Gene Ontology annotation, molecular function: UMP kinase activity; ATP binding.
CAUUAAACGCUCCUAUUAAAAGUGGGCACGGAGAUAUUGUGGUACCUUUGUCUUCGGUUCCAUCUUCUUUCCCUCCUGUUUCUCUCUCUCUCUCUCUCUCUACAACUUCAGGAGCUUCUUCUUUCAAAGAUAAUAUAUUUAAAUACAAUAUAGUUGGCAGUGAUGGGGACUGUUGUUGAUGCUUCAAAUAAGGAGGCAAAUGGAGGCUCGCUGUCCGAGAAGAAGUUUAGAGUUGUUUUUGUCUUAGGUGGCCCAGGCAGUGGAAAGGGCACCCAGUGCGCAAACAUUGUGCAACACUUUGGGUUCACCCAUCUCAGUGCUGGUGAUCUUCUCCGAGCAGAAAUAAAAUCCGGUUCUGAAAACGGGACCAUGAUUCAGAACAUGAUUAAGGAGGGAAAGAUCGUCCCUUCAGAGGUAACAAUUAAGCUUCUCCAACGAGCAAUGCAGGAAAGUGGUAAUGACAAAUUUCUUAUCGAUGGUUUCCCUCGUAAUGAGGAAAAUCGUGCAGCCUUUGAGUCUGUUACUGGAAUUGAGCCAGAAUUUGUACUUUUUUUCGAAUGUUCAGAAGAAGAGAUGGAGAGGCGCCUUUUGAAUCGGAACCAGGGAAGAGAAGAUGAUAACAUUGAUACAAUACGGAAGCGAUUUAAGGUUUUUAUGGAAUCGAGCCUCCCAGUGAUUGAGUAUUACAAGUCCAAGGGGAAGGUUCGCCAGAUUGAUGCUGCAAAGCCUAUUGAAGAGGUGUUUGAAGCUGUUAAAGCCGUUUUCACCCCAUUGAAUGAGAAGGUUGCUGUCUAGGUGUCGGAACUGUACCCAUCAUUUGAAAGCACUUUUCCAUUGAGGUGGUUUUCUAUUUAGCGAAAGCUUUCUUGCACUCCGGCCCAAGUUUUUUUACUAUAGAAAGCUACAGUUAUUGUUAAUCGAUAAACAGGAAAGUUACAGUUUAUGUAAUGUGGUUUCUGCCUUUGCAUUCUUGUUAUAUGACUGAAUUAUAAUAGAGAUUAAUUUCAAAUGGUAAUCAUCAUAUGCUCUUUGUCCCA